Nipponia nippon (crested ibis) is the source of this 1166-nucleotide messenger RNA. RefSeq names its product fatty acid hydroxylase domain containing 2 (gene FAXDC2). Lineage: Eukaryota; Metazoa; Chordata; Aves; Pelecaniformes; Threskiornithidae. Gene Ontology annotation, molecular function: iron ion binding; oxidoreductase activity. The record is from RefSeq and is a predicted model, not a curated record. Gene Ontology annotation, biological process: lipid biosynthetic process.
CUCCUUCCUGAAACGCUGCAAGAAGAGUACUCCCAAGAGGCUUGCUAGCAUCAUAAAGAUGAAAAGAGACUCUGGAUAUUCCACCAUGGCUGAGGAGCAGAAGCAGGAAAAGAAGCUCUGGGAUGCCCUGAAGAUCGCUGCCUGUGCCCUUGGUACAGGCCUGCUCAUAUUCACUGCCUUAGUGAACUCUGUUUCUUGGUACGUGCAGAGUAUCUGGGACACUUCAGGGCAUUUCUGGCAAACAGCAUGGCUGAAGUUCUACUACCGGUUUGAGGGAAAGGAGUGGACAAUCUUCCUCCUCGGAGCUGCAUUGGUUCCUAGCCUCGCUUUCUGGUGCUUCAAUGGAAUCCUCAUGGUGGCUGAUGUAACAGGGAAGCCAACGUUCAUUACUCGCUAUCGCAUUCAGCUGGGCAAGAACGAUCCUGUGGACACAAAGAAGUUGCGCCAAGCCAUCUACACAGCGCUGUGUAAUCAGUUCUUUAUCUCCUUGCCCAUGCUUGUCCCCAUGUUCUACGUCAUGAAAUGGUGGGGCAACACCUUCAGCAAGGAAUUACCCACCUUCCACUGGUUUCUUGUGGAGCUAAGCAUCUUCACCUUAAUAGAGGAAGUUCUCUUUUAUUAUACACACAGGCUUGUUCACCUCCCACUCCUGUAUAAGCACAUUCACAAGAAGCACCACGAAUGGACAGCCCCCAUCGGCGUGGUCUCCAUUUAUGCUCACCCGGUAGAACACAUACUCUCCAACACCCUGCCUGUCAUGACCGGCCCGAUGAUCAUGGGGUCUCAUAUUGUGUCAAUCUCAGCGUGGUUCUCCCUCGCUCUCAUAACAACAAGCAUUUCGCACUGCGGCUACCACCUGCCCUUCCUGCCGUCGCCGGAGUUCCACGACUUCCACCACCUCAAGUUCAACCAGUGCUACGGAGUCCUGGGAGUGCUGGAUUAUCUGCAUGGAACGGAUACAGCGUUCAAACAAACCAAAGCCUACGAGAGACACAGGGUCCUCCUCAGCCUGACACCACUCUCCGAGAGCAUCCCCGAGGCACCCAAGAGGGCAGAGUGAACCCAGCAGCCUGCCGUUCUUGCAGAGCGAGAGACAAUGAUUUAUGCCAAAUAGUAUUUUAAUUGGGAAACGAGUUAUUGUUCACCUGUAACAAAACCCAAAGCUG